Messenger RNA from Echinococcus granulosus, 969 nucleotides. RefSeq lists its product as hypothetical. The record is from RefSeq and is a predicted model, not a curated record. Lineage: Eukaryota; Metazoa; Platyhelminthes; Cestoda; Cyclophyllidea; Taeniidae. The transcript has 4 exons. The coding region runs from base 1 to 969 and encodes 322 amino acids.
AUGGACUUAUGCCAAAUGUUUUACGUGCCACGCAAAGGCAUGAAAAGCAAUCCAUUCAAUCCAUGCGUAAUGGCCCACUGUGUAUUACAGCGAGAAGUUCUCAACAAAUACGCAAUCGGGACCCAAAAAUCGAAACGUAGAACGCAUAAGAUAGAACUUUGGCGUAGAACGCAGGGGACAGAGCCCUCAACAUCACGGAGUCCACAACCGCCUUCUUGCCAACGCCUGUUGUUCGCUGUCUCCAUCGUGGUUAAAUUCGAUGUUCACUGUCGAAGCAGUCACGAUUGCAGAAGAGUAAGGGUGAUGGAGAGGAUCGCUGACGAUGACACUCGAAAGACGGCGAUGCGAGAAAGACUUCAGAGCAACUUGGGCAGGAAGAAGCAGCCGCAGCAGCGGCAUCGACAGCGGCGAUGGCAACAGAAGGAGGAGGAGGAGGAUGAGUACAAAUGCCCGGUGAAGGGAGAGGUAUUUGAAGGAGGGUUGGAGACAGAACCCUUGGGAAGCGAGGUGGAGGAAGUAAAAAUGCCCCCCAAACCACGUAUCAGGCCACCACUGGACCGCGAAUGUGUGGUGGACACAGUGGUUACUGACGUCGUUGUUGUUGUAGUUAUGGCCACAGCCGCUGUCGUUGAUGUCGGCAUCAAUGCCGUCCCCACCACCAUCGACGUCCCCGACGCUGGCGCUGACGCUGACACCGGCACCAACGCACCUUCACCAUCAGAGAACUACGGCGAAGAAGGGCAAAAAGACGAGGAAGGGAAAGAAGAAGCGACGAAAGGGAAUGGGGAUAUGGGUGAGAACGAAGCGGCAACCGCAAACCCAUCCUGCCUCAACCUACCCGACUGCAUCUCAUCCCAUCCCGUCCUAAACUACAUAUCUUCCUUCUUAAAAUAUUCUACUGCUGCAUCAGAUAUGAUGCCAUGCUUCCACCUGCCCCACAAGAGUACGAACACUACUUCUCCAGACUAG